GGUACUGCCCAUCAACCACAUCACUGCACGCUACAGGUUGGACAGAUUUUUACACAGAUUAUCAAACAGCUGUACCCUGUGAUGACCACUACUACUAUAGCAGCUCCGGCACUUUCUACAGCCCCAACUAUCCAAACAACUACCAUAACAAUGCCGACUGUACAUGGUACAUCAGACCAAGCAGAGGAAUUGUGCAGCUGGAGUUCUAUAGUGUAAACCUUGAGUGUAGUUUUGACAACAUUGCGGUCUAUGACGGCUCCAGCACCGGAUCCAGACUUUUAGGAACGUACUGCCAGGCUAGAAAUUCUGUCUUCUACUCUACUGGUCGCUAUCUAACCGUACGAUUUACCAGUGAUGGCAGUGUCACCUACUCAGGGUUCCGUGCCUACUACAUGGUAGUGGAUGAAGGUUCCUGUCGAUUUAACUGUGGCUAUCAGGUUGGAAACUGUUCUUGCUCUCCAUCUUGCAGAGACAGAGGAAACUGUUGUUGGGACUAUGAAGGUAUGAAUUAACUCAGUAGCUAUGUCUGAAUUCCCACUCUCACCCCUAAAUACUUAGAAAUCCAUUCUGGGCCCAAAACUAUAUUGUAUAUCAGUAGCCGGGUUAGGCUCUGAUGACCACGAAAGGGACAAAGCGGACAAGAAGAUGAUGAAUGAAAAUAUUGUGGCUCUGUAUUUUAUAAGCAAUUCUAACAUCGUGCUGAAAAC
Messenger RNA from Oryzias melastigma (Indian medaka), 707 nucleotides. Its product is annotated as deleted in malignant brain tumors 1 protein. The record is from RefSeq and is a predicted model, not a curated record. NCBI's taxonomy places the organism in Eukaryota, Metazoa, Chordata, Actinopteri, Beloniformes, Adrianichthyidae.